CUUCUUUUGUUAGUCUAAGCCAGCAGCUUAUGAGGAAGGCGUUAGGUGCUGCUGACAGAGAUGGCUCUCCAAGUGCUGGGGUGGCAGAAAACACACGUUAUCCGUGUCGAUAAGUGGAUCCUUGGUAGAGCCACAUGACAAUAGCGCACUACGGCCUGUCACAAAAUGCUUGCAGAGCAGUAACCGCUCACUGGUCGCAAAAGGGGGUAUCCCGUGUUGUUGGAAGAGCAAAAAGAAAAAUAAAUUAGCACUCUGAUUUUCUUGCAACCUCUCAACACUCAGAAGAGUUUAUUUUGCGAGGGAGGAAUAUUUUUCUUUUCCUGUCAUUUGUCCAACAUGGUGGUUUGCCUCAUUCUAAAGCAUAAGUGCACUCCAAAUACACGCUGGUUUUCCUUUAACAAAACUUAGUUCCCUACUUUGACUUGAUAAGAAACUGGGACUUUGGCUAAUUAUUUUUUUGUAUUAAUCAUUUCAGGGAUUUCCGCACCUUUAAGAGUUUAAAUAAUUAAGAAGAUCAGGAUCACAAUAGAGGCGCUUGAUGACGCUCAUCCUUGGCAUUUUUUACUGAACUGAUGAUCGCUUUUGCACUAAGCCCAUAUCAUACAUGGAGAUUAUACUGUAUCUGGCUGUGCUCCGAGAGGAGGGAUAGAGGUUAAGCCUAAAGUCAGUUGAGCUGUUCAACUUUCAUAACCUCCCAAAGCUGCUCAUAACUAGUGUAAACUGAUGGGGAAGCUGAACACAUGUACUAUUCCUCAUUGCCUCAGUACAUACGUGCUGCAUGCAUACAAUGCAGACACUGCUUGCCUGAAGAAAGUAUGGUCAAUAAAUGUAAAAUCUCAACAUAUUUCGGAUGUUUGUACUUGCUUGUGCUUGCUGGCGUGGGUCAUACUCGAAAGUGGUAUUCAGUGUGUGCCAGAUGGCCGCCAGCCUUUUGUAAAAGCAACAUCAACAUGUUUAACAUGGGUUUAGAGGUGAUGUUGUUGUGCUAAAAGAGGAUCCGACAGAGACAGAUUAAGAGCCGGAAUAGACUCUUUAGAAAGUAGCUGAGACGCACAUAAAAAAAAUAACGAGGCAACAUUGUGUUUCUCUGCCAAGAAUAAUGCAAUCGCUUCACAUCAAAAGGGUGAUUCAAAUGUAAUGUCUGCACUGCACUUGGACUCUCUCCUCCCAUAACAGCACAGGCCAGAAAUACUGAGACAGGUGUCAAAUGUGCAUCUUUAAAUCUACCUUCACCUCACUCCUCAAUAAUCCUGCUUUAACAGCAAUAGGUAUGAGUUGUGCGAUUUCGUGCUAAGCCGUUGGGUCACUGGAUUAAUCCGUAUCUAAUCCGGGGGACCUGAUAGUAGGCCUUCUAAAAUAAAAUUGAAACUUUUUAAGCCACUUACCCAAAUCCAGUGGACGAAAAAGGAUACCAGAAUCGUGUCUAAAAUUCAAAGAAUGUGACCAAAAAUUGUCACAACUUUUUCGGCAUUGCUCACAAACUCCUCUUUUUUCUCAAUAAUGAACAUCAGCUUUCUAGCUAACAAGGAACAGGCUUGUUUUAAUGAUCCCAUGGUUUCUGAGUGACAGAGCACGAGCCAACCGAUGUGGCUACCAGCAAAAUUACAGCACAGGCUUUUUUUGGUUGCAUUAGUACCGGGGCCGGAUAUAGAACAGCCAAUCCUGGCUCUGAAAUCCCACUUUAUUUUACAACCUCUUAGCCCACCCUGGUGUCACCACAACAGAGCUGACUCACCAAGUUUGUCACUUUUCUUCUUCAUUAUUCUGGCAUUUUGUAGGCAGGUUGGGAUUUAGUGGUGGAAGAGCCUGCAGGUGCUCAUUCUCUGUGGACCUUGCAUGCUGGCCUAACCUCUGAGCUAGAGGUGUCUGACGGAUUAAUACGGACACACACACACACAGCGAGACCUGUGCUCUGCCACCAACACUGCAGCCAGGUGUUAACCCACGUGACUGCAGAUAAAGCCGGCAGGCAUUAGUGCUAAUCCCGCCCUGAUCUUUGGAAUAUGUCCCUAUUACCUCCCCAAGCACUCUCUAGCUGUCCCCAGGUCUCCUGAUGGUCACUUAAGAGGGAAAAGACAAGACAAGGCCUCUCUAGGACUCCAAAAAGCACGUUGUUUCUUUGCAGCAACAUAGUAGGUGCCUUUCCCACUCUUUGGUUUGCUACUGUUAUCUUACGAGUGCAGGUAUUUACGGGGUGUGUUCAGAGUAAUACAGAGACAGCCGGUCACAUGGCUCCAGCGAAGCUGCAACUCACGGUGCAUUAACAGUGUUCUGUAGGUACAGGCCUCAUGUUUAUGCAGUGGCAAACACACUGUGGUUAGACCUGCAGAGAUUUCUUGAUAUCAGGAAACAGCAAGAUGAUGUAAGAAAGAUAAUCUAGUCUUAUGUGAUGGAGCUGCUGAUUUUAGCAUGUGUACACCAUAGAAGUGAAGUGGGUGUCUGGCCAACAAUGAAGGUUGUACUUUGUCUAAAUUUCUAGACAAGCAUGCGUCAGAUGAUUGGGGAAGAGUGAAACCACGCAACUGCUGUACGUGUGUGUUUAUGGUAUGUAUGAGUCACAGAGAGAGAGGGGAGAGAGGGUGAAACAGAAGAGGCUGUAUUUAGAGAAUAUAUAGGAACAAAUGCUGCUGCAUGGUGAGACAUUGAAGUUGGUAUCUGCUUCUUUUUUUUCCAGCACAAAGACGCUCUUCAUUUUUGCCGUUCUGUGAUCUUCUGUCACAAUGACCGUGUCUCACUGGUCUCGAUCCAGACUGGCUGACAGGAAAGCCCCCCUAUCUGCUGUCUUCAUUCAAAAGUAAAAACCGCAAACGCCGCUUAUCCCCAUUUUGACAGAUCUCUACUUCAUCCGUAGGCUGUGGCAUUCUGUUGAGUGUCUCCUUCUGGCAAGAGAGGGAGGGGAGGACACGGGUGCCAUGCUGCUAUAUAAUUACAUUACCACCAGCUUAGAAGCACCAAGGCCACUGACCCAAUUAUUCCCCUAAAAACGUCGAUUUUCUUGUGUCAUUUGAAAGAAUGCGAUCUUUCAGAUCAUCAACAAGAGCUCAGUUGAUCGCUGCAGAUCGGCCUCCAACUGCGCCAUGUGUGCAUGCAUGCGAGAAUACAUAAUGUCUCGGGAAUGGCUUGACAGACUUAAGCAUUUCUGGAUGAACAGUUCACUUUCAUGGUUUGCCUCAGACACGUUAAAAGCCUUCUGGGACUGUUUUCUCUCUGCUGGUAGCUCUUCAGGUGACAUAUGGCCCAGAGCAAAUGUCAGGUGUGCUAUCACUCCCACACUCUGUAGAAUCACAAAAUCCUCAUUUCCGGCCGUUUCCAUGGCUUCAGACUGUUUUCUCGUCGUAAAUAGAAGAUUUUAUCCCUUUGUUGUGGGCCUCACACAAUCAACCGGCCUUCAUAUGCACACACUGGAGCAUGCAUGGGCAUAUCAUGAUGCUUUGCGAGGACCAGACAUGUUGUGUGGGAGCUGGUUUAGUUGUUUUUGCGAGUCAUCUGCACUUUUAUACCUCUGUUUGAGGAUGAGUUUUCCUUCUGCUACAGAGUCCUCAGGGCUUCCACUAUAUCCUCUCUGCAUUACUGCUCGUCUCUGUUUGCUAGGGGGAAAAAAAGGCAGCAUUUGUCCUCAGGAAGUCAGCUACUCAUUUACGUAUCCAUUGCUCUCCCUAGAAAACGCAGGUGCCCCUUCUCUCUAUCAGUAAGUGUAUAUUUAUGUCCACAGCGGUGGGGGCCAGUUACACAUAUUAAAUGUCUGUGCUGAUUAAUCAUCCGUGAACAUCUGAACAAGCUGCAGUGUGAUCCUUGGCACUUUUAUUGGCGCCAAUUGACUGCAGAUGUGACUAAUGUGUUUCUGAGUGGUGCAAUUAUGACAAUCAAAGUGUCUUCAGGGACAUGAGAUCAGUGCUUGAUGAUGAAUCUCCAUCCAGUGGCAGAGACAGUGGAAGACUCAUCUGUUCUUUACGAGGUAAUUGUUUUAUCAGGAUGAGCCACGGAGCCACGGAGGCUGAGGACACCGAUGCAUCUCUGCCAUGUGAAAUCGCUAACUCCAUGGAUUAAUAACUGCCCCGAAUUGGCCUAUUAAUAGCAUAGGAAAACAAAGCUCUCAUCCUUAGCUGUGUAGAGUAGAAAACGGCUUCAUUUAAAACUGAGAAUUCAACAAGUUCAUGGCCGGUGGACCGAGCUCUGUGCCGUUAGGGUUUGGGGUCGAACCAACAGAAACAAAAUGAAAACGUUCCCAUUUAGGCCUCCAUAUAUAACUUCUGAGGCCUUCGCAGGCGAGAAACAAGCGUCAGACAUAUGGCCAGUCAGUGAGUAACGUUCGGCCACAGCUACCGCGCCACCUCCAUGUUUGAUUUACGAGGACUGUGUGUCAAUUGAGGUUGUUAGGUGAAAUGUUUGACUUUCAAAUGAUUGUCGUAGUACCCCUUCAUUGUGCAGAAGCCGCUUACCACGUCAAACACAUAUGGAAUUAUGAGUGAUGACUCAAGCUUUGGCUGAUAUGACUGGUUAUACCUGUUUAUAUGCUGUUUGCACCACUGCAGCUCAUGCGCACAGUCCCUUUCUAUUUUCCAUAUGCGUUGUCCGAAUCACUCAGAUGCAGAGGAGUGCAGGGAAUUCGCCUAUAUUUCAACCACCAUGAAAAAACUGCAAUGCUCCUACUGUUUUUUUCUCUGUCAUGUGAUCUAUAGGAGUUGCUGACUUUUAGAGAAAACACUUAUUUUAGAGUUUUGUUUCUAUAAAAAACUGGGCAACCAUGCAACAUGUUUUCUCACGGUAAACAAUCCGGCUGCCUGCAAACGUUCCCCUGCAGAAUCCGGUCUGGCAAAGCACUUUGUAAAGCUGGUCUGGAUUUGCUGUUAGUCGCUGCCAGUGUACCAUUUCCGACUCUGGGGGAAUGUUUUGCUCAUUGGUGACAUGAUGCGAAGAGAACAAAGCAGUGAGCUUGUAAAAAAACAUACCAGUGGUUUGACGUUAAGGGAAAAAAGAAAACAUGGCACAUAAGUCCUCCAAAUUGAGUUUUGUGGCUGCAGUGUUGCUGCAUCUGUUGGAAGGGAGGGGCGGUGUAAGAUAAAGGGGUAUACACGCUUGCACGUUCUAUCAUACAUAGAAUUCCAAAUAGGUGUGGUUGAGACAUUGUAAAGGAAGGAAUGUGUUUUCCCUCUUUUCAAAGGAUUUUUGGGGAGGCUUUAGAAAACGGGGGUGGAGGCGGCUCAGAUGCUCAUUCUCAUCAAAAUGCACAAAUUUUCUGCAGGUUUGCAGGGGUUGCAUCCCGUUUGCCUUCAGCUCAAAUAAGGAAUGGCAGUCGUGGUGUUUUUUCCUUUUUUCUACUUUUUUCACUCUCCCAGGCUGCAGUGAUACAACUUUAAACACACAUCUGCAUUCUUGGGUGUCAGCGAGUGAUGUCGAGCUCAUGGAUCAUGACCUCACUUAUAGUGAGAAUGAGCUGGUAGCAGAAUCAGAGAAAGUAAACCGGUGGUAAAUUAAAAGCCCCGCUGCAGAAGCCUCACUCGAGAGAAGUAGAUUCGUGGAAAGGUCGCAGAAAUGUGAUGGUGAGUUUCAAUGCUCCUCCACGUUCUAAGAUGAAGUUAUGGAAAGGUGCUACUUUUGCCUUCAUGCUCUGUGCUGCAGCCCUGUCCACCAUCCUCAUUAGAAACAUGGCCACCAUCAGACAGUUCAAGCUUAACACAAAAUAUCCAUCUUCACCCUCGUCGAGACCGUCUUCAUUAUUAAAAUCAGCAUCCAAGACCUCGCCGCCAUCAUCAUCAUCGCCCUCUUCAGAAUCAAGGCCAGUGCCCCAACAGAUGGGUGAUCUGCAUCGGAGGAAACGCUCAACAGACGACAUGAAAUCUUUCCUCUCAGAGUUUACCAUGAUGCUGCAGAGCUUCACCGAGGGCGAGCUUCAGCACGUGGUCGGAACCUUGCUAGAAAGGAAGCGAAGGAAGAGCCGGCGGCUUGCUGAGACCCAGGGCCGCAGGACUAAAAGGGCCCGAAAGCGCAAGCUGUGCUCCGUCAGGGAGCUCGAAGUGAAAGUGAAUGAACUGGGUCUCAAAUAUAAGAGCGAAGAGACGGUGCUGCUGCGCUACUGCAGUGGCAAAUGCGAUAAACACCGGGAAAACUAUGACAUGGUCAUGAAGCACAUGAUGACAGUGGGCUUCAGAGAGAAGGGCCGCAAGGACAAAGUUAGCAUUCAGCCCUGCUGCCGACCGACUGCAUUUGAGCACUUUACCGUCCUGGACACAACAGUAAACCCCAGCCGCUAUCUGAACAUACACAACGUAUCUGCAAAGAACUGCGGAUGUGUAUGACCCAGAGAUAUGGACUUCUUUAUGCUGCUCUCACUCUCUGAUGGAAGAGUCAUGGAUGCUGUUAACAGAAAAUCUAUGGAGUAUAAACUCAAUGAGAGGAAGAUGUGAAUAUGUUCCUGGAUGCUCCAAAGCAGCUUUUUUUAAAAAAUAAUAAUUUUAUUUUUUUUUGUUGGACAGAUAGACUCUGGCAUUUGACCAUCAGUCUUCACAAGCUGAGACAGUGUCACGUGGACAGCAAGACUUGACCUGUACAAAGGCAGACUAUGGCUGCUUAAAUCACAAGUUUUUAUCUUUUCUAUCCAUGUAGUAACACUGUAAACUGUGGUGUAACAACAAUGUAGCAAGGUUUUGUUUGUGAUGUCAUAUUUCAGUAGUAGUAAAUGAAACAGAUUCAUGAUUUAUAAGCUGUAGGGGACCAGAUCAGUGCUGUAACUGGACUUCAUUCCCACCGGUGUUAAUCACAGGACGCUUCAGCCUCUUGGCCUGAUUAUAAUGUUUUGUGAUCUGGCUUAAAGCGUGCUGUUAUUACAGGCCAUGACUUUGGUUCCCUACUUCUAUGCAAUGUUACUAACUGCAGUGUUAUUACACAGGUAAAAGAAAAAAGUGUUACUGAUUAGAAUUUGCUAAUGCAAGAAAAUCAUUUUCUAUAGCUCCAGGUUUUAUACCCACGUUAAAAAACUCCAGUGUAUGUCGCUUUUGUGUUCAAUAACAGCAACAGAGCAAUUUAAACAUUUCACACAUCUGCUCUCUUGAGUUCUACUUUCUCAAAACACCCCAGUCUAAAAUAUGCAAUUACCCAUAAUUUUCAGGAAUUAUUUUCCCCAAAUAAUUGACAUAACACACCAAGUCAAAUCCACAAAGUUAAAUUCAUAAACAUCGCACAUAUCAAGUUGCCGGUGAUAUAACCCUUUUCAUUUUUGUCUCUGGGUGUCAUUUGUGAACGUUUACACUUACACGGUCAUUAGCUAAUCUGAGAAGCAGGUGUAAAAGAGAAAAAUGGUUUUUAGUGAAAAACUAAAAACUUGGCAAAGUAGACGCUGGGAUCUGAAGUGAUGUUCGCACCUCUCCAUAAAACCAUGUAACCUUUUCCAAUCCAGAACCCACAGUACAGCCUUCCACUGGCCCUUCAAAUGCCUCCUUUGUUGUAUUGCCUGGUUGACUUUAGGGGAGAAAAAGCUGUUGAAAUGACUCAUUAAGCAUCUUUUUCACCUUCGCCGAUUUUUAUUUGGUUUGAACCCAUAGCAACUGCCUGAAGUAAAAACACAUUAUGUCUGUCUGUUAUUUUCCUUUUGACUUUUUUUUUUUUUCCGGGAAGGUGAAAUGGAGAUGCGGUGCAUCUUUUUUUGUUGUUCUUAUUGUAUUUAUUUGGGAAAUAAAUUAUGGUUUUGCAUAUUUAUUUAGAUUACCACACAGAAAUGGGACAGCUUAUCAUCAUUAAGAAACUGUGCCAAAAAAUGUUUAUCUUACAUUCUAUACUGACUGCUGAAUAAAUAUAAUUUCAGACGUAUGGAUGUUUAUCGUUUCUCCCAAGUCACUGAUUUUGGGGGUGUCAAAUAUUCUGUACUCAGAUUGUAUUUAAAAUAGAAAAUAAAUAAAACAAUAAACUUUCAA
Messenger RNA from Oreochromis niloticus (Nile tilapia), 7907 nucleotides. Its product is annotated as neurturin. The record is from RefSeq and is a predicted model, not a curated record. The coding region runs from base 5538 to 6296 and encodes 252 amino acids. NCBI's taxonomy places the organism in Eukaryota, Metazoa, Chordata, Actinopteri, Cichliformes, Cichlidae. Gene Ontology annotation, molecular function: growth factor activity; receptor tyrosine kinase binding; glial cell-derived neurotrophic factor receptor binding. The transcript has 3 exons.